AUACUAGCAUUAUAGCCCGUUCAAAGUGCACAGUUGUAUUUGUUUUGGUGAAUGUUGCAACUACUACGCUGGGCAACAUAUAGCUAUUAGUCGUAGAGCCAAGGUCCAAGUGUAAUUUAUGCAGAGUAACCGUCUGUGACUGCAAAUACUGCAAGCUAUUUAAAACUCCUCCUCUAAAUUUUAUUUUCACCCAUUUGACAAGCGCCUUCUACUGAUUUGCCGAAGAAACCUACGUUAGCUUUAGCUAGCUAACGAAAUCGACAGCUUUACCCAUGUCCUCUGAGGAAGGAUUGAGUUCAUCAAUCGCGGAUUGGCUUUUUAUUAAUUCUUGGUGGCUUCUUCUGCCUUUCAUCAUGAUAUUAGUUGUUGUUGCAUUCAUUGUUGCCUGUGUGUUACUGUUGUAUAUGAUAUCCCCUCUCAUUAGCCCCAAACCUUUAAAAUUAAAUGGGGCCCACGUUGUGGUGACAGGAGGUUCCAGCGGCAUUGGUAAAAGCAUUGCCAUGGAAUGCUACAGGCAAGGUGCUUUCAUAACCUUAGUGGCACGAGAUGAGAGUAAACUUCUCCAAGCUAAAAAAGAAGUGGAGAAAUGUGCGAUAAAUGAUAAGCAAGUAGUGCUCUGCAUAUCUGUUGAUGUGUCCAAGGACUAUGGCCAGGUGGAGAGUGUGAUAAAGCAGGCUCAGGAGAAGCUGGGGCCUGUGGAUAUGCUGGUCAACUGUGCCGGGACAUCCAUUGCUGGGAAGUUUGAAGAAGUGGAGGUGGAUCGCUUCAGAAGACUGAUGGAGGUGAACUACCUGGGCAGCGUGUACCCGACGCGGGCCGUCAUCACCACCAUGAAAGAGCGGCGGAUGGGCCGGGUCAUGUUCGUGUCCUCUCAGGCGGGCCAGAUCGGCCUGUUUGGCUACACGGCCUACUCCCCAUCUAAGUUUGCCCUCCGAGGGCUGGCCGAGGCCCUGCAGAUGGAGAUGAAGCCUUAUAAUAUCUACGUGACGUUGGCCUACCCUCCCGACACAGACACUCCAGGCCUAGCAGAGGAGAACAAGAGCAAGCCCCUCGAGACCAAGCUGAUCUCUGAGACGUCCGGCGUGUGUCAGCCGGAGCUGGUGGCCAAGGUGUUUGUGAAGGACGCCGUGCAGGGGAACUUUAACAGCUCCGUGGGUCCCGACGGCUACAUGCUCUCUGCGCUCACCUGCGGCAUGUCGCCCGUCACCUCCAUCACUGAGGGCCUCCAGCAGAUUGUGACUAUGGGACUGUUCCGGACCAUAGCUCUCUUCUACUUGGGGAGUUUUGACAGCAUUGUGCGUCGCUGCAUGAUCCAGAGGGAACAGUCAAAAGCAGCUGACAAGAGGGAGUAGUAGUGCUAUCCAUAGUCCUGCCUACCCCCACCUCCACCUCUUCCCUCCUUAGCAACGCACAUGCCUGGGUGGUGGAUGAAAGAGGGGGGGGCAGUGAUAUUUCCAUAAGACAGCCCUUUUGUUCAAUUCACCCUCUUUGAUAAGCAUUCCAGUGAUUUUUGUUUACUCGUUGAACUGUUGUAAUUGAGACUUCUUCUACUGUCAAGGCUGCCUUUCUCAAGGUCGCUGAGAGCAGACCUACAGAAGUCACGGUCUGGCCUCCUACUAGGCCUUGUCAACACCUGAUACUUUAAGUCUGAGCCUCUGCCUUGCUUUUUAUCCGUCUCUGCAGACAGAGGAGCUAAGGAUAGCUGCUCUGACAGCUUGUGGCCUGCAGUCCCUUUCCAAGUACUUAGGGACAGACAGAAAGAUAACAUGCAAAACGCAUAUGUCCAAUCGUUGGCAUUUGUCAUACUGAUAGUUUAACCUCAUCCAACUAUAUAGUCUUCACCAAAUACGUAUCUUUUUCUAUAUGGAAAUGUUUUGCGCAAGUCUUUGCAGGCAAAGACCUCUUUGUCUUAGUUUAAGUUGGGUAGUAUUUUUGGCUAGUGCCAUUGGCUUUGUGAAGCGCAAGGGUGAUGUAACAGUGCUCUUCUGUGAUGAGGGGCCAGGAUCUCUUUUACAUAAGCUAAACGCAACCAUUUAAUUUUCAUCUGGUAAAUAAUCAAUCCCAGACCAGCGUUUUUGUAAGCAAAGGUGUAUUUUGCUAUAUACCAUGUUUGAGGGAAUGUGUGCACACAUCGGUAAGUGCAUCAGGAUAUGGGGAUAUGUGUUGAUGCUUUGUCAUUGUGAUUCUUGUGUUUGUGCUGUAAGUGACCAAGUCAGCCCCAGGGAAAGAAGAGAAAGCCAUUACACACUGUCAGGAUGAAAAAAAAACGAUCACAAGGAGUUGAGUUUCAUAAGGAGUUGAGUUUCAUAAGGAGUUGAGUUUCCUCUGCCUAUCAGCCCAGAUCCUUCUUGUAGUUCACACAAGCGGAACCAUUACAGAAUAUAGUAGAUCAAAUUGUGUAGAUUCCCUCUGCAAAGCUUUGCCUGAGCCACCCAUCCACACCAUGUUCUUCAGAGAACUCCCUGGUGUGUGUUUGUUUUUGUAUGUUUGAGUACACAGUGUGAUCCUUGAAAUAGAUGGGUCAUAGUCACAGGUUUUUAGCACUGCCCUAGAAAGCCCAGUGAGGGCGCUAUAGAUCAGUUGUAUAAAAAGGGCACAAGAUCAAGGGGAAACUGUUUUGAACUGUCUUUGAUUCAUAACAUGAUGGUUAUCUGAUUCCAUACACUGUUUCUAAGGAUGUUGACUUUACUAACUGACUGUGUCAGUCUUAAAGUCCUAAUCAAUGUCCCAACAGCCUUCCAGCAUCCCAUUCCUUAUCUUCUCAACGUUUUUUUUUGCCU
This is a messenger RNA of Hypomesus transpacificus, 2780 nucleotides long. RefSeq names its product 3-ketodihydrosphingosine reductase (gene kdsr). Gene Ontology annotation, biological process: sphingolipid biosynthetic process. The coding region runs from base 273 to 1352 and encodes 359 amino acids. Gene Ontology annotation, molecular function: 3-dehydrosphinganine reductase activity. Gene Ontology annotation, cellular component: endoplasmic reticulum membrane. The transcript is spliced from 10 exons. The record is from RefSeq and is a predicted model, not a curated record. Lineage: Eukaryota; Metazoa; Chordata; Actinopteri; Osmeriformes; Osmeridae.